AUGAUUGAGCCAUUCCAGACGACCUUCUCGGUCCCCAUGACCUGCGAGGGUUGCGUGAAAGACGUCUCCGCCUCCCUGUCCAAACUCGAUGGUAUCCAGAAAGUCGAAGCCAACCUGAAGGAUCAGCUUGUCUUCAUUGAAGGCACAGCUCCGCCGAGUUCGAUCGUGUCCGCGAUUCAAAACACCGGCCGGGAUGCCAUUCUGCGCGGAAGUGGCACCUCAAACAGCUCCGCAGUCUGUAUCCUUGAAACGCACUCUACCACCGUCGCCAAUAAGAUCCGUGGCCUGGCCCGUAUGGUCCAGGUCGCCCCGACCAUGACUCUAGUCGACUUAACGAUCAACGGUCUCUCACCAGGUCAAUACUACGCCACUAUCCGCGAGGCUGGUGACAUCUCCCGGGGUGCCGAAUCGACGGGCGGUAUCUGGGAGUCUCUGAAGAAUAAGGUCCUGGGCUCCGACACCACGGCCGCGGCCGAGAAGGAGUCCCGGGGGAUCUUCGGCACGGUCGAUGUUGAUAACCAGGGUCGCGGCAAUGUUUUCCUCGACCGACCCGUUGCUAUUUGGGAGUUGAUUGGGCGGAGUAUGGUCGUUUCUAAGAGCAAGGAGGGACCGUUCAAGCGCGAGGACGAAAACACCUUGGUCGGUGUUAUUGCGCGCAGUGCUGGCGUGUGGGAUAAUGAUAAGAUGGUCUGCUCGUGCUCUGGAAAGAAUGUCUGGCAGGAGCGACAAGAGCAAGUCAGCCAGGGCAUGGCUUAA
Messenger RNA from Penicillium cataractarum, 756 nucleotides. Its product is annotated as copper chaperone CCS1. Gene Ontology annotation, biological process: removal of superoxide radicals. Lineage: Eukaryota; Fungi; Ascomycota; Eurotiomycetes; Eurotiales; Aspergillaceae. Gene Ontology annotation, cellular component: cytoplasm. The transcript is spliced from 4 exons. The coding region runs from base 1 to 756 and encodes 251 amino acids. The record is from RefSeq and is a predicted model, not a curated record. Gene Ontology annotation, molecular function: superoxide dismutase copper chaperone activity; copper ion binding.